AUGCGUCUCGUCAUAAAGCGUCCAGAAGACAGCGACGCUAAUGCUGUUGAUCAACAGGCAGUACACCUGUUGCCAUGCAAGAUCCACACACGCAAACCAGGUGGCGACUGCCAGACGUCGACAGCUCCAGUCGACCGAUACUUUUGUCCAUACAUCAAAGCAGCAACAGAUGAUAAAGCCGCAUUGUGGCACUCGUCGUUGCGUGGCAAGCCGUUGACGGGUGUCAAGCUCAGCAUGCCCGAUGGCUAUGUUGGUGUACUGUGCGUUGGCAAGGAUAACGACGGCAAUGGUAAUGAGAUCGAUGGUUCUACAGUGGCAGUGGAAUCGAUUGCUGGUGAAGUAACUCAAGAGCUGAUGUACUGGAAUUGGGACCGUAUUCCAACACGUGAAGACCCGCUGCUAUCAGCACUUGACUGGAUGCGGGUGUCUGAAGCCAUCAUGACCCACAACGACUGA
Macrosiphum euphorbiae (potato aphid) is the source of this 456-nucleotide messenger RNA. NCBI's taxonomy places the organism in Eukaryota, Metazoa, Arthropoda, Insecta, Hemiptera, Aphididae. The record is from the annotation of a GenBank genome assembly.